This is a messenger RNA of Zingiber officinale, 1290 nucleotides long. Its product is annotated as protein-L-isoaspartate O-methyltransferase-like. Bases 120 to 1001 code for a protein of 293 amino acids. Gene Ontology annotation, cellular component: cytoplasm. The transcript is spliced from 4 exons. The record is from RefSeq and is a predicted model, not a curated record. Gene Ontology annotation, molecular function: protein-L-isoaspartate (D-aspartate) O-methyltransferase activity. Gene Ontology annotation, biological process: protein modification process. Lineage: Eukaryota; Viridiplantae; Streptophyta; Magnoliopsida; Zingiberales; Zingiberaceae.
GAAUGCUCUUGAAUCAUCGGCACAGCAAUGGCUCGGCGGGCAAACUCUCGCGGUGGAGUCUUCUAGAUCAACAGCGGUCGCCCAGAGCCACGCCCUAUUUGACUUGAGAAGACGACGCCAUGGCCGCCGUGGCCUCUAGAUUUGCAGGAUUGUGCGCUUUGCUCAAGAAUCGCCGGCGAGAAAGGACGCCUGCGGUGUUCAUCCAUUCGCUGUCACUCUGCUCCUCUCCUCUUUCUCCUGCCUCCUCCUCCGCCUCGCCUUAUACCAAGCUUGCAAGCCACUGCCAUUUUUUCCACCGCUUUACAACUAGAAUGGAGUUCUGGUCACAGGGAUCAAUUGAUACAAAUGAAGGUUUGGUGGAGCAGUUGAAACAAUAUGGUGCAAUCCAAUCAAAUAAAGUUGCAGAAGUAAUGAAGACUAUUAAUCGUGCCUUGUUUGUACCUGAAGGCUCUCCUGCAUACGUGGAUAGCCCAAUGCCAAUAGGUUAUAAUGCAACAAUAUCUGCUCCUCAUAUGCAUGCAACUUGUCUUGAACUAUUGAAAGAACAUCUACAACCAGGCAUGCGUGCCCUGGAUAUUGGUUCAGGGACUGGUUACCUAACGGCAGGCUUUGCAUUGAUGGUUGGACCACAUGGUCAUGCAGUGGGUGUCGAGCACAUACCAGAACUAGUUGCCUCUUCUAUUAGUAGCAUUAAAAAAAGUGCUGCAGCAUCAUUACUCGAGGAUGGUGUUCUCUCUGUGCAUGUUGGUGAUGGAAGACUCGGUUGGCCUGAAUUGGCACCUUAUGAUGCUAUUCAUGUCGGUGCCGCUGCGCCUGAAAUCCCUCCAGCAUUGCUUGAGCAGUUAAAACCUGGUGGAAGAAUGGUCAUUCCCGUUGGAAGCUACUUCCAGGAUUUGAAGGUGGUGGACAAGAACGCAGAUGGAUCCAUCAGCGUUCACAGUGCAACUUCUGUGCGAUAUGUUCCUUUGACAAGCCGAGGUACUCAGCUACAGGGAAACUAAUGGCACCGUAGACAAAUGAUGUCAAAGCAAGCCUGUCUGUGAUGCAUAUAUAAAGCCUUUAAGAUUUCUAUCGCCAGAGAUCGAAUACAUUGUAAAUCUUCAUCCAUGUUCUUGUUCCCAGUUUGUCUAUAGCAAUCUGCACGACGGAUAAAAAACGUCUUUUUUCUUGGCACUUAAAGUACUUGUGUAGUUUUUGGAACAGUCGCGUCUGCUGCAUAUUGGCUUUGUAAGUACAGAAGGUUUAAAAAAGAUUGGAAAAAAAAAAAUCUAAGCAAGAACUCAUUUUGCA